This is a messenger RNA of Kalmanozyma brasiliensis GHG001, 1266 nucleotides long. Its product is annotated as tRNA methyltransferase. Gene Ontology annotation, cellular component: nucleus. Gene Ontology annotation, molecular function: tRNA binding. Gene Ontology annotation, biological process: tRNA N1-guanine methylation. Bases 1 to 1266 code for a protein of 421 amino acids. The transcript has a single exon. The record is from RefSeq and is a predicted model, not a curated record. NCBI's taxonomy places the organism in Eukaryota, Fungi, Basidiomycota, Ustilaginomycetes, Ustilaginales.
AUGGAAGCAGCCGAGACAAGCACAUCAACUCAGGGUCCUAAAGCGACUUCGGCUGUGGCCUCAGGCUCUCGUCAUGCGGGUCCGCCCAUCGAAGUUCCACCGGGCAUGUCCAAAAACGCAGCCAAGAAGCUCGCGCGCAAACAGAAGCUCGAGGCCACCAAGCACGAGCGCCGUGCUGCCGAGCGCCUCAAGAAGAAGGAGAACAAGCGGGCACGCUAUCUAGCCUCCAAUCCAGACAGUAGCCACAAGCGAAGGAGCUCGGACUUCAGCGAGGCUGCCAGCAAAAAGCCGCGAGCCGACGACAAGGAGUACUUUGACGCUCGACUCGUCAUCGAUUGCGGGUUCGACGAGCUGAUGCAGGAGAAGGAGUCGACGAGCAUGACACAGCAGCUCAUGUAUCUCUAUUCCGCGAAUCGGAAUGCCAAGAUGCCGUUUGGCGAGGUGAUCUUGACCGGGCAAGAUGCGAAGGGGGAUUGCUUGAAGGACGUUCAUCCGGAUCAUCUUUCUCUCGUACCCGGUGAAUCGAGCUCGGAUACAGCAGAUCAGGAAGGGGAAGGAAGAACGAGCGCAGCUAGCAUCGAGAACAACAGUAUCGGCGAAGCCAUGGACGGCAAGCUACGCGGCGUAUGGAGGCGGUGGAAGCGCGUCACCAUCUACCAGCACGGUGGGAUCGAGUCUCUUCUCUCUAGCGCCGAUGACAGCUCAGCAUCAAGCUCUACACCAGCAGUCGAAGCCAGCACAACAGGCCGCCACUUUCUUCCGGAAGAAACACGUCAAGCGCUACACCGUAUCCCCCUCUCCUCCGCCAUCUACCUCACCGCCGACACCGACGACACACUCACGCACCUUGAGCCCGGCAUGACCUACAUCAUCGGCGGCAUCGUCGACAAGAACCGCUACAAGGGUCUCUGUCGCGCCAAGGCGGACCGUCUCGGCAUUCGGGCUGCCAAGCUGCCUCUCUCACAGGAGAUGAUGGAGGCAGUGGAGCGCAACGUUCGGGCGCAGGGCGAGUCGAUUCAGGACGAGACGGCGGGGGAUCAAGGGGAGAAGGGAUUUGUGGGGAGAAAGGUGCUAACGGUCAACCAGGUGGUGGAGAUCUUGACUGCGUGGACCGAGACGAGGGACUGGGUCAAGGCGCUCGAGAAGGCGCUGCCGAGGAGGAAGUUGAAGCAGCGUGGGCCUGCGGCGAAGACGAGGGAGACGUCGGAAGCAAGGACAAGCGACAAAGACGAGGCCAGGCAAUAUGCGGCGCGGAACGACCCGUGA